Echinostoma caproni is the source of this 1350-nucleotide messenger RNA. The record is from the annotation of a GenBank genome assembly. NCBI's taxonomy places the organism in Eukaryota, Metazoa, Platyhelminthes, Trematoda, Plagiorchiida, Echinostomatidae.
AUGAACGUAUGUUUUCUUCACCUUUACCAAUCCACACCCCUACCCCGUCGUUGUCACUCUAUCCCCAUAGAUCCACCAUCCAACGUCUCCAUUAGUAUUGAUGGCGGGACUGUUCGCGAAGAAAUCUCGGCUGGCAGACGUGAAUUUGUCGUGUACGGUAGGGCGGGUGAAAUGAAGACUAUCAUAUGUCGUACCGGUCCGUAUUAUCGAGAUGCUCAGAUCAAAUGGGUUGCCCAGGGCCCCGAUCCCGGACCAUUGAAGGCGCCACGGGAAUUGUUUGGACACACCCGAACUAUACAAACUCCGGAUGGCUAUAGUCGGAUUCAGGAAUCCCGUGUGAAUGUGACUAUCACGGAGGCGGACGAUCGAGGCUACAUUGAUUGUCGUGUCUGGGGUGAAGGUGACUCGAGAGUGGAUGCCCGGGUUCGGCUGGAUAUCAUUUAUCCACCUGGCACUCCAACAAUUUCCGGCUACAAAAGUCUAGAGCCGAUCAAGAUGGCACACUCGCUCGAAUUGACAUGCACCACCUUUGGUGGUAAUCCGCCGCCAGAAUUGGCCUGGUUUAAAGAUAAUCAACAGAUUCUACCGACAAGUGAAGUGACUGUGAUGGGUCGACAAAGUACUUUGAAGCUUAAAAUUAUCCCUCAGAAAGAGGAUAAUGGUGCACACUACCACUGUUCCGCUCGUAAUGCCGCUACCGGGCCGGAGGGGAUUCGAAGUGAUUCGGUGAUUCUGAAUGUGCUAUUUCCACCGGAACGGAUUGUGAUCAGUUUUCACAGUCCCCCGGUCGUAUCCAGUGGUCAUCAACUAGUGAUCAGUUGUCAGGCGGACACUUCGAAUCCUGUGGCCACCAUAUCUUGGUGGCAUUUUCGUUGCGGACCGGCGCACGCAUUUGCGCAAUCAUUCGGGCAAUCCGAGCCGAAGAUAGCCCGCACAGCGUCAGAGAGUACAAAAUGUAAAUCGGUUGCUAUGCAAGGUGAGUUCUACGAGGCGAGCAAAUCUGUGAAAAAAUCUCAUCUAGAUUUACAAUCUCCAGGCACAAACGAAAAGCCGACUCCAGGUGCAUACGGUGGUCUACAGGCUCACAGUCGGUUGUGGCUUCGUCCAACAUGGCACUACCACAUGGACUAUAUCGAAUGUCGAACAGAGAAUCCGGAAUACGGCCCGCCUGUUUGGCACGAUCGGUUACAGUUGAACAUCACGUUCGCUCCACAGUUUCUUGGCCUACAGGCUGUUAGUGAGAAAGUUAUCCGAGAAGGUUCGUCACAUGUCGCUAGCACACCGUUCUCCGUUUCUUACCAUUCUGUGUGGCUAUUUUUCCACCCUUACGAAUGGUAUCUAUAUGAUUAA